This is a messenger RNA of Acaulospora morrowiae, 325 nucleotides long. Lineage: Eukaryota; Fungi; Glomeromycota; Glomeromycetes; Diversisporales; Acaulosporaceae. The record is from the annotation of a GenBank genome assembly.
AAAAAUGGAUUUUUCACAGUACAACGAUGCUGAAAGGGCACAUCUUCAGAGAAUAAUCGAAAUGAAACAGAUGCGAGAUUUUAUGAAAUUCUACACUAAUUUGGUGGAACGGUGUUUCAACGACUGUAUUAGUGAUUUUACGUCAAAAACCUUAACUUCUAAAGAGGAAACAUGUAUAACUCGUUGUACCGAUAAGUUCCUAAAGCACAAUGAACGUGUAGGGCAACGAUUCGGCGAAUUAAAUCAACAACCAAUGCAACAACAACAAAUGCCAUCGCCACAACCACCUCAACAAAGUGGUGGUAGCAGUUGGUUUGGAAGAUAA